UUCCUCUUUAACCCUAACACCAAGAGAAAUUCUCCUCUUCCUCUCCUUCGAAUCGAGUCCGAGUCGCAGAAGGCUGGUGUCAAGGUCACGCUCUUCUGCAGCUCGUCUCCAAUUUGGGGUUUUACAGAGAGAAACCAUCUCUGGAGCGAUCGGAGAAUCGAGUUAAGCGUUUAUAUAUUAUUGUAGAUAAUUAUUCCGAAUGGCAACUGCGGAGCCAGCUCCUAGUUCCCUUGGUCCUCGGUAUGCUCCCGAUGACCCCACUCUUCCAAAACCUUGGAAGGGUUUGAUUGAUGGAAGCACAGGCCUUUUAUACUACUGGAAUCCUGAAACCAACAUCACCCAGUAUGAGAAACCAACUGCUUUGCCUCCACCAUUGCCCCCAGGGCCACCUCCUGCUGCUGCAACUCCUAAGCUGGCUCCAAUUCCAGCGGCCCGAACAAUGCAAACAAAUGGUAGUCUAGCUCACCAUGGGCAGCAAAUGAAUCAAGCCCAACAGCAGCAGGGGCAGCAAAUGAUGCAAACCUCUCAGCAGCAGGGGCAACAAAUGAGCCAGUUUCCUCAGCAGCAUGGACAACUAAUGUCUCAGCAGCAGGGUCCACAAAUGGCUCAAUCUGUGCAACAACCAGGUCCACAAUUUGGACAAGCUUUGCAACAGCAGGGGCAACUAACACCACAGCAACUUGGGCAGCAAAUAGUGCAGCAUCCAGGGCAGCAAAUGCUAUCACAAUCACUGCAGCAAAUGCCCCAACAGCCAAGUCAGCAAUUGCCUCAGCAGCUUGGGCCACAAACACCACAGCUGCUUGGGCAGCAAACACCACAACAUGCAGGCUCACAAAUGGCACAACCACAGGUGCAUCAAUAUGCUCAUCAGCAGAUGCAAUAUAAUGUAUAUCAGCAACAUGUGCCUCCACCAGGGCAACAAAAUUCUCAGCAGCAAACUCAGCAUAUUGCACAGGGUCCACCAUUUCAAAAGCAACAAGAAUUCAAGACCGGAUUCCCACAGAGGGAAGAAAUUGAUUUUCACCAAGGAAGCCAAGUUGGAUUUUCUCCAUCACAAAUUCAACAGACUGGCACCUCGUCUGCUCAAAACAUGCCAGCUGGAGUCAAGUCCUUUCAGAUGCCCCAAUCAGGUGGUCAGACGGGUCAGGCUCAGCCGUUCAGUGGUCCUUCAGUCAGUAUGCAGCAGCAACAUGAUCCCAGGUUUCAAAAUCAGAUGGGUCCAGGAAUGAUGCACAGUCAGCAGCCUAACAUUCCUCCGGCUGGAUUAAAGAGGGGAUAUGAUGAAAAUCCACGUGGAACAGCCGGUAAUGAUUAUUAUUUCAGUGCUAACAAGGAAGUGCCACUUUCAGUUUCGCAGCAGCCCAAGCUUGCGGCAAUACCCUCAGCAAGAAAUCCUCAGGCUAUUGCUGAUGAUGUUGUUGCUCUUCCCUACCAGGAGAUGAGGAUGGGUGGUGUCCCAGUUCCGAAUGUUCCCCCUGGUCAUGCUGGCGGAUUGAAUGCUGUAGCAGGUCAGGCCAUGCAUAACAUGUACAGCCAUGCAACUGGUGGUACAGGAUUUUCAAAUAAUGCUCUGAUGAGACCUCCUUCAAUGAUGAUUGGAUCUUCAGAUAUUAGCACUCUCUCGCCAGUUGAAGUUUACUGUCAACAGCAUGAAGUUACAGCAACGGGUGAAAAUGUGCCUCCUCCUUUAAUGACCUUUGAAGCAACUGGUUUCCCUCCAGAGAUAUUGAGAGAGAUAUAUUCGGCUGGUUUCUCUUCUCCUACACCAAUUCAGGCACAGACAUGGCCAAUUGCACUACAGGGUAGGGACAUUGUGGCAAUUGCCAAAACAGGUUCUGGGAAAACAUUGGGCUAUCUGAUCCCUGCCUUCAUGCUUCUUAGAAGGCGCCGUAAUAAUGUACAGAAUGGCCCAACUGUGAUGGUUUUGGCUCCAACCCGAGAGCUUGCCACACAAAUACAAGACGAGACCAUCAAGUUUGGCCGAUCUUCUAGGGUCUCUUGCGCGUGCUUGUAUGGUGGAACUUCAAAGAACGCUCAGCUAAAAGAACUAGAUCGAGGAGCAGAUGUUGUUGUGGCAACUCCUGGUCGGCUCAAUGAUAUCCUUGAAUCGAAAAAGAUUGACCUUGGGCAAAUUUCACUCCUUGUGCUUGAUGAAGCAGAUCGAAUGUUGGAUAUGGGUUUUGAACCUCAAAUCCGUAAGAUUGUUAAUGAGAUACCUCCACACAGGCAAACUCUUAUGUAUACUGCAACCUGGCCCAAAGAAGUGAGAAAAAUAGCAGGUGAUCUUCUUGUUAAUCCUGUUCAAGUGAACAUUGGCAGUGUUGAUGAACUUGCUGCGAACAAGGCUAUCACACAGUAUGUUGAAGUAGUUUCACCAGCAGAAAAGCAGAGGCGCUUGGAACAGAUACUUAGAUCCCAAGAACGGGGUUCUAAGGUCAUCAUCUUCUGUUCCACAAAGAAGUUGUGUGACCAGCUUGCACGUAGCAUUGGACGUAACUUUGGGGCUGCUGUAAUUCAUGGAGACAAGUCUCAGGUGGAGAGAGACUGGGUUUUGAAUCAGUUCCGCAGUGGAAAGUCCCCAAUCUUAGUUGCCACUGAUGUUGCUGCCCGGGGACUUGACAUAAAAGACAUAAGGGUCGUAAUCAACUAUGAUUUCCCAACUGGAAUUGAAGAUUACGUCCACCGAAUUGGACGAACCGGGAGGGCUGGUGCAACAGGAGUAUCAUACACAUUUUUCUCUGAACAGGACUGCAAAUAUGCUGCUGAUCUGAUUAAAGUUCUGGAGGGGGCUAACCAGCGUGUGCCUCCCGAAGUGCGAGAUAUGGCUUUGCGCAGUGGGCCUGGUUUUGGCAAAGAUCGCGGUGGGGUGAACCGUUUUGAUUCUGGUGGUGGUGGUGGGCGUUGGGAUUCUGGUGGCCGUGGCAGUGGCAUGAGGGAUGGAGGCUUUGGUGGCCGUGGCAGUGGCAUGAGGGAUGGAGGCUUUGGGGGCCGUGGAGGCAUGAGGGAUGGAGGCUUUGGAGGCCGUGGUGGGAUGAGGGACGGUGCUAUUGGUGGACACAGUGGAAGAAAUGAUUUCUUUUCUGGCCGUGGAAACAGGGGGCGUGGAUUUGGUGGUCCUGGUGGUGGUAAUGUUGGAUGGGGCCGGAAUGAACGUGGCUUACAUGACCGCUAUAGCAAUAUGGAUGGACGUGGACGUGGCCGCGGCCGGGGGCGGUUUGAUAAUAGAAGAGAUGUUGCAGAUAGGAGUAGAGGCCGAAGUUACAGUUCUAGCCCUGAAAAGGUUCGUACAUGGGGUUAUAGCAGAAGCAGUAGCCGUAGCCGAAGUCGAAGCAGGAGCAGGAGCCGAAGCUGGUCCCGCAGCCGUAGCCGCAGUCCUAGGCGGAGUCACAGCCGUAGCCGCAGUCCCAGAGGCAGCCGCAGCCCUGGACGUAGCCGCAGUCGCAGUCGAAGCCAAGGUUAUGACAGAUAUGAGAGGUCACAUGACCGACAUUUUGAUCAGAAGGACCUUACACAGCCUGAAGCCCAGGUUCCUCCUGAAUCAACGAUGUCUCCCAUGUCACCAGGCACUCAGGCAUUUCCACCACAGGAAUUUCCAGGAGGUGACCUUGACGCACAUCCCCCAGUAGUAGAAACUACUGAGCAAGGGCAUCCACUAACUGGAGAUGAAUCUUUCCAUCAUCCAGCACCCGAACCCUAAGGUGUGAUACUGAUCUUACCAUUUUCCCCGGACAGUGUCCACUUUCCAUAUAUUCAAUGGUAUUCUUCACUUGCACUUAUAUGAAGACAGGGUUCAUGUGGCGAUAAUAUUUAUAAAGUUGCGGGUGUGUCUGAAGGUACAUUACAGCUGGAAUAUGGAGUCAAGCAGGUCAAAUUGCUGCUGUUGUGUGAGGGUAAGACAUAUUUUGGAUGAUUGGGGAUAAUUUCUGAAGGUUGGACUUUGGACCUUAGGUUAGCUUGGAAACUCUUUGUUUUUUUUUUUUUUUUCCCUUUUUCACAAAUAGAGGACCUUUUUCUGUAUUCAUCUGGUGGUGGUUGGAAUUGAGACUGGGAUGGGUAAUCAUGGUGAUUUUAGUUACUGGUUUCUUGCGCAGAAUUGUGUUAGUGGAUAUAAUGCUGCCUCUUGACUCCCUUAAUGUGCUCAUAUUCUCUUGACAAUAUCAUCAUGAAUUUUUUACAUAUUUUUUAAAGAGAUAAUUCUGAAUCUCA
This is a messenger RNA of Vitis riparia (riverbank grape), 4206 nucleotides long. RefSeq names its product DEAD-box ATP-dependent RNA helicase 46. The transcript is spliced from 8 exons. Lineage: Eukaryota; Viridiplantae; Streptophyta; Magnoliopsida; Vitales; Vitaceae. Gene Ontology annotation, molecular function: protein binding; RNA helicase activity; ATP binding. The coding region runs from base 200 to 3697 and encodes 1165 amino acids. Gene Ontology annotation, cellular component: nucleus; cytoplasm; ribonucleoprotein complex. The record is from RefSeq and is a predicted model, not a curated record.